This is a messenger RNA of Aspergillus aculeatus ATCC 16872, 2015 nucleotides long. RefSeq lists its product as uncharacterized. The coding region runs from base 272 to 1525 and encodes 417 amino acids. Gene Ontology annotation, biological process: carbohydrate metabolic process. The transcript is spliced from 4 exons. The record is from RefSeq and is a predicted model, not a curated record. NCBI's taxonomy places the organism in Eukaryota, Fungi, Ascomycota, Eurotiomycetes, Eurotiales, Aspergillaceae.
UGAGAAUGUGACAUCCCUGCCACUCCCCCCUGCGCUUCAUGAUGGAGUUACGAGGAUCUACUGCUCACCUUGAGCGAGAGUCGAUGUUCAAUGUCUUACUGCAGGUUUCAGUCCUUGCUACUCCGGACUAUUGACUGAUCGACAGCCGAUAUCCCCCAUCUAGCACAUGCCAACAACACAAUCCAUCUGAACUGCAUCUAUCACUUAAGAGGCUUCUCAGACCGGCAGGCCUGCUUUCCCGGCUUUUGCUCUUUCAACAACAUCUCACAAUAUGGUUCGCAUGAAAGCUUUGAGCACAUUUGUGCUCCCAGGGCUCGCAAGUCACCUCUCCAUGGUGGCAGCGGCGGGACAAACAUGCGAGAACGGAGUACGCCCAUACUCAGCAUGGUUGGCCGAUAGUGUCAUCGCUCGCAAAGAUGCGCUGUUGAACGCUGACACUGAAAAUGAUAUCGCACUCUCCUUGAAGCUUGGACUGUUCCAACUUAGCGUUAUCCAUCUCAAGGAGUACUACGAUGCUGCAUCAUGCGCAAAGGAGGACUGGGAUGCAUAUCUGAAAGAGGCUACCGAUAGUAUUCUGCCGACAGUGUUGAACGUGACUGGCGAUAUUGAAGCUCCCAUGGACAUAUUUGCCACGGCUAACGGGCUGUACUACCAAUAUGAGAAGUCCGGUGACGAAAGUUACAAGCAAGGCCUUGAUGCUCUGAGAAAGGCAUACGACGGCAGGAAACGCAACUCAGAGGGCGGCUUCUGGUACUAUAACGCCCGGCCGAACCUCAGCUAUCUGGAUGAGACCUAUCCCUUGGGCGCCUUUACUACCGUGUACAAGAACCGCUUCGAGCCCACCAACGCCACCCUGGCUGAGAACCUCAGCAAAGACCUCAAUCAAUUUAAGGACCAUUGUCACCACGACACUGGCCUGAUGGCGCAUGGCUACGACGCCUCCAAGUCAGCCCCGUGGGCGAAUAAGACUACUGGGGCAAGCCCAUACGUCUGGGAUCGCGCCCUCGGAUGGUACCACAUGGGACUCGUGGAGCUUCUCCAUAAUGCAGAUGAAUUCCCUGGCCUUCUGAAUCAGACGCAACGAGAUGACGCUUACAAGAAGUAUUACAAUCUGGCAAACACGAUCAUCAACGAUGUAGACGAGACCACGGGGUGUUGGUGGCAGGUGAUGGAGCAUGGAGGGGAGCAAGGCAAUUAUAUCGAGACGAGUGGAUCGGCCAUUUUCACCUACUCCAUUCUCAAGGGUGUGCGGCUAGGCUAUCUGACGGGUGUUCACCCCGAGAGCGGAAAAGAUUACAAGCAGACGGCGGAGAAGUGCUAUAGUUGGCUGCUCGAGAAUCGAGUGGUCCGGGACGAUAGCGGCACGUUGAGUGUAAAUGGCACAGUUGGGGUCUGCACGUUAGAAGAUCCGACAUAUGAGUACUACACUACCCAGCCGCUGUCAUAUAACAGUGUGUUCGGGGCGGCGCCGUUGGUGAUGGCGAGCUUGGAGCAUGAAAUGGCUGCCAAUGCGGUGAGCUCCUGACCAGUUAAGCAGCAUAAUCGAGAAGAGCUCGGAUUACUGAGAGGCAACUGUUGGAGAGGUUAUGUAAUGGAUGAUGGUACAUGUCUUUGAUAAUAAAGCAGUAGGAUCCAAGAAAAGCACAAGCCGACAAUGGGAUAUACAAGGGUCUAGUCACAUAUGCCAGGUUAACAUACCGGCAAGGAAUCAAAGCCUGUCUAGGGGAUUGUGUUCCAGGAAUUGAGGAUGCAAAGGCCAAGUACGGUCGAGUUUGCCUCGUGCACAAAUACUUCGUGCCGACUGUAAGGAUACCAUCGAACCAGUCCCUUCUUACUUCGCCAGGGGAAGCGAAGAUGCCAAUGCGAGCUAUUCCGUGCUUGUAAGGACGGCCUAGCAGAGUUGAAUUAGAAUUCAGUAUGUGUACCAAGUGUGAGUGGUCAUAUACUGUCUAUCAUGCUUGAAGUAAGGACUUCAUAAUAGGGAGAUUUGGGGCAUUAAAGAAAUUGUAAGCAGG